This is a messenger RNA of Salmo salar (Atlantic salmon), 4659 nucleotides long. The record is from RefSeq and is a predicted model, not a curated record. Lineage: Eukaryota; Metazoa; Chordata; Actinopteri; Salmoniformes; Salmonidae.
UGUGACAAGCACACAGUGUGUUUCAGAGAGGGAGAGAGGGACAAUCACCGCAGCCCUGCUUCACAGACAGGACAUCACUCUUGCUUGAACUGAAAUUGGUGCCCGUACUGUAUAUAUUUUAGGUCUAGGCCGAUAUUCUACAAGAGGUGCAGGAACUCAAGCUGUUAAAAAAAAAUUUGCCUCAACUUCCAGUGUGUUUUUACUCAAGUCAAACACUGGAUUCAGCAGACAGAUAGACAGACAAGCAGACAGACAGACAGACAGACAAGCAGACAGAUAGACAGACAAGCAGACAGACAAAACCCCCUAGUUAUGUUUGACGGUAUAGAGGAGGACCUGUGAACUGGACUACUAAACUAACAACUGUUUUUCCCGAGUUGCUGGAUACGGAGGAUUUUCAAUAUGGAGACCCUGCUGGCUAAGGCCCUGUAUGACAACAUAGCCGAGUGCAGUGAUGAGCUGGGCUUCAGGAAAGGAGACGUGGUUACAGUGCUGCAACAGGAAGUAGAAGAGAGCUGUGGUUGGUGGAUGUGCUUUCUGUCUGGACGACAGGGCCUGGCCCCAGCCAAUCGCCUGCAGCUCCUACCACAGACCCCGGCUCAGACCCAGGGCAAGGUUACUGGUCCUCAUGCUGGCUGUGUUGACCCAGGUAGCAGCCAUGACAGUGACUCUGACAGGCCGGGGAACCUCUACCAGAUCCCCAGCAUUUCCCGACCCACCCAGUCUUCCAGCCCCACCUACGAAUGCAUGGACCGCGUCUACAAGGCAUCUGUCAGCAGUAUGUUCUCUGGCUGUUCCAAAGGAGAGGUCUAUGAUGUCCCCAGCCUUGUCAGACGAGCCUCUAUCUUCCCUGCAUCCACAACACUGCGACAUUUGACCCAGAAGUCGUCGUUGAUGGCAACCUCUGAUCUGGAGAGACAGUUUGACACUCGGGGAAGUAGGAGGCACUGCAGCCCCAGUCCCAGCCUGGACUAUGUGUAUGCAGUACCUCCCCCGGGGGUCCCAGACCCCAGCUAUGACAUCCCUAUCCCCUCCUCCGUCCCCUCCUCCGGAGGCUACGAUACCUCACCCAGCCCCCGGAGACAGCCUAGCAGUUACAGCACCUUACCCAACCCCCGCAAGUCAGACUGGAUCUACGACGUACCCAGCUCUUCUGAGAAGCCUGGUGGUGAGCCUGGAUAUUACACACACCUGCCAUCUGGUGGUGAGCCUGGAUAUUACACCACCCUGACCUCCAAGGCCCUGAGCUCUGACGGGCAGCUCCACGACACUCUGACCAACGACCGUAACUGCUCUGGUCAGGGACGUGGCUCUGCUCAGUCCUUCUACGACAUCCCCAAACCUAGAUCCCCUCCCCAGGGGUCCAAGGACCCCCACAACCCCCCUAGGGUCCUCCCAAGGCCUCCUCUCUACGACAGACCCCCAGGGCAGAGACAGACGGACAAGGAGCACUGUGUGUACGCUGUCCCCCCUCGUGAGCAGCUCUCAGUCUCCGUCCCCCACAGAGGACACCAUGUCCCGUUGGAGUGUCGGGGGGACUCCGGUCCUACCUACGACCACCCCAACGCCCAGGGCAGGCUGCAGAGGGGCCGUCUGGGGUUAGUGGCUGAGGCUCUGGAAACCAGGCCUGGUAAGGGAGGCACUCUGCUACAGGAAGGGGACGAAGAGAGAGGUAGAACGACAACGUCAACAUCAGACAAACAGAGGAUCAGCACAGCCUCCACGUCCUCCACCUCUUCCUCCUGCGACUCCCUGGCGCUGUGCUCCUCUUCAUCCCCGGAGCCGCAGCGGGAGGUGUGUCUGAGCCAGGAGGAGGCGUGUCGUAGGCUGCUCCUCCUACAGCAGGAAGUGUGCAGGGAGGUGCCGCGACUCAUGGAAUUCGUUUCCUCUAGUUGGAGGAGCAGGGAUCACCUGGAAAAGCACCUCACGGAGAUCAGGUCUGCAGCAGAGGGUGUGGCGGGGUCGGUGACCUCCUUCCUGACCUUUGCCCUGGAUGUGAAAGGUAACGCCCGGCGCUUGACCGACUCCAACCUGCAGGCGCGUCUCCAGCGCCAGCUCUCGGUGUUGGAGGACUCCGGACUCAUCCUGCAGCAGGCCGUCAGCUCCCUGGGCGUCGCCGGCUGGCCCCUCCCCUUGCUGGCCCAAGAUCCUGCCCAGAACCACACCCCAGACCAGCUGGACAGCCUCGUCAGGGUAACCAGGACCAUCCCCGAGGACGUCAAGAGAAUGGUAUCCAUCGUCAAUGCCAACGCCAAGCUGUUGUUCCGGCCCAGUACCAGUACCAGUACCACCAAUAAUACCAGUACCUCAACCAGUCAGUUUGUGAAGAAGAGAACAGAGCAGGGAGAAGAAUCAGGAGCAAAUCAUCAUGAUAAUACCCAGCUACAGGAGGACCAGAAGCGUUGUGUGUCCGAGCCCCAGGUCUGUGUGGACGGCUCUAGGAGAUCUUCAGAACCCCUGUCCCCUAGGAAACCCUCCAUGUCUGACUCUGGUGACGCCCCCAGGAGGACCUCUGAGCCCCAGGUUUCCCCGUCUGCUAGGAUGGCCUCUCAGUCUGAGCCGCAGGUUUCCCCGUCUGCUAGGAUGGCCUCUCAGUCUGAGCCCCAGGUUUCCCCUAGCCCUGGGAAGUCCUUUAACUCCCGGGUAGACAGCACUAAGAGACAGCCCACCCUGUCAGAACAUUGCCGGCUGUACUUCGGGGCGAUGCAGAAGGCAAUCGGUGUAUUCAUAACCAGCCUGGAUAGCCAGACCCCGGAGAAGUUCAUCUCCCACAGCAAGCUGGUCAUCAUGGUAGGCCAGCGGCUGGUGGACACGCUGUACCGAGAGGCCCAGAAAGGAGAGUCCCAGAGAAGGGAGCCCGGGUCGGUGUCGGAGUCAAAGUUGGGGCCCAGCCAGAGCCAGGUCUUGCUGUGUAAGUGUAACAACAUGUGUGCUCUGUUAAAGCAGCUGGCUGUAGCCACCAAGAAAGCAGCUCUGCAUUACCCUGAGAAACAGGCUCUGCAGGAGGCCCAGGACUUUGCCAAGGAGCUGGCUCAGAGAGCACAGCACUUCAGGAUUUCUCUGGACCUCUGAGAGAGAGACAGACAGACUUUUAUUUUAUAGUCUAGAAGACAGAUUUUUUUUAUCUUAAGGACGCAACACAGACGGCGCUGACGAACAGUGAAAAGCUGCCCUAUCACCCUCUGACCACUGAACGUCGCCGUAACGUUGAAUCGGCACCGUUCAUCAACACGCAGCAGGUGCUCCACAGCUCACAGCCGACGUUCAUGUUGGUCUGUAUUUUCCUAGACAUUGGAGCUCUAAAAGCUAAUUUAUGCUUGAUCUGUGAAGGUGUUCGGAGGCGCAGUAUGGACGGUGUGAUGCAAUCGCGGAGCCCCCGGGAAGCACGCAGAGGCCAAAUUGAGCGCCGUACGCCACCAUUUUUUAUUUUUUUUAUAACAAUGUGGAGGGCUCUGUAUAGCAGCGCAUCGACGUGAUGGGUUGACGUUAGGUGAGGGUGGUAGGGUCUUGUAUAAACACAAAACUCACUUCCUCGACAACAGCUCUGCUCAACAGCUCCGCGAAGCGCAAGGAGUAUGAAUACCCUGACUCCUGCAGAGACCGUGUCACCCUGAACGAUUCACGGGCCGACGCAGACGACGGAUUGACCACGCAGCGCCUUUAAAGGGGAGACUGGUCCGCUCUGAAACCAUUGUGCCAACUCAAAUGUUCCCAGAGGACAUGAAGACUUAUAAAAAAAUUAAAACGAAUUGCACAUUUUAAGAUGGAAUUUUAUGAAGCCAAAUCUAAAAUGUAUUUACCAAGACAUUGUAUGUGCCAUGUAUACCAUAGGGAUAUGUUAUUACUUGUAUAGUUGACUUCAAUAUCAAUGGCCUGAAUAAUGUAGUAGAAUAUUUUACCUGUAUUCUGUUUCACUGUUUCUAUACGAACCCAGUUAACCUAUAGCCUUCUCAAAAUACAAUUUAGUACAUUCCUGAUCUUAAAAUAUGAUUGAAAUGAUUAAAUAGUUGGAAAGAAUAAAACAAAUUCACAGCUUAAUGAGAUAAUAAAAAAAAAAAGUUUUUUCUUUUGAGUUUCACCAUUUUACUGUGUUCUGAAUGCGAGGUAUAUUACGGAUCAGAUGGGCAACUGUGUUACAGUCCUGUUUUGACUAUGUUGUAUCAUAGCUACAUGGCAAAACACACAUUAACACAGACAAUACACACACAGACAAUAUGCAGACAGGGGGUGUCAAAAUACAGCAACAGACAAUAUUCUGUAUAGCAUUUGUGACAUCGGUUGAUGUAAAAAAAAAAGGGCUUUAUAAAUACGAUUGAUUGAUUGAUUGAUUGAUUGAUUGAUUGAUUGAUUGAUGCGGACAACACAGUCAAUACACAGCAACAGACAAUAUGCAGACAACAGUUAAAACACAGCAACAGAGAGACAACACAUCAGCAUUAUAUCGCCCUCUGGUGGUACUGGGUCCAUGAAAACUAAACAGCUUUUGGAGAGAGAGGGAGAGAUUGCCUGCCUGCCUGCCUGAUUGACAUGAAUCGUGAGUUGGGGCACAAAACAUACUCUACAAAACCUAUUUCUCACCAUGUUGGCUCUGUGUGCAGUUUUCAUGUAUCCCAUAUUUUAAAGGAUUUGGCAUUUUAAAAAAUAAAAAUAAAAAACCAU